Messenger RNA from Amborella trichopoda, 2041 nucleotides. Its product is annotated as trigger factor type chaperone family protein. Gene Ontology annotation, biological process: protein unfolding; protein transport; 'de novo' cotranslational protein folding. The record is from RefSeq and is a predicted model, not a curated record. Gene Ontology annotation, molecular function: ribosome binding; peptidyl-prolyl cis-trans isomerase activity; protein folding chaperone. NCBI's taxonomy places the organism in Eukaryota, Viridiplantae, Streptophyta, Magnoliopsida, Amborellales, Amborellaceae.
CGGUCUGGUUUAUCAAACGCUGACGUUCGUUAAACAUCAUCAUUUUUUUAGCUUUUGUUUUCCGUUAAUUAAUUCAGGUCAGUCGGUUAACCGAAUCACGUUUCUCUAUUCAGAGAAGCCAAACGUUUUCAGAUAUUUGUUGCACAGGUGUCCCACAAUCUCGUGGAUUUUCCCAGCCUUAUAGAACUGGAAUUCAUGCUAAGACGUUAUCUCCUCGCUCGUUUUUCUUGAAGCUUUUACGGUGGGCAAGAUGGCCGUCACUUCCUCCUCCUCCUCUUCAUCUUCUCUGAAACUACCUUCUCUCUCUCCUCUUCUCACUUCCAAGACUUUAACAUGGCUUCCCCAAUUACUCCCUCACCGGCAGCAAAGGCCCUAUCUUAGCCUCGUGAUGACCUCCCCUUCGCCUCAGCAGAUUUUCAGGACACAUGCUUCAAAAUCCUCUUCCACUUCUUUUCUUGCUUUUGAUCAGAUAAAAGAGGACGUUCCUGCCGGUGUUGAAGUGACUGAAACUAAAGAGCCAGGUUCUAGAGUAAGGCUAAGCGCAAGUGUUCCUCCAAGUGUUUGCCAAGAGUAUUAUAAUAGGGUUCUGUUAGAGUUUGCGAAGCAGACAAAGGUUCCUGGGUUUCGUCCUGGAAAGAAGAUUCCAGAUAAUAUUCUCAUCAAUUAUUUAGGCAAGCAGAAUGUUCUACGAGCAACAAUUGAGGCAAUUUUGAAGAGGACUCUGCCUCAUGUUAUGUCUUCGGUUGAGGGAAGGGCACUGAAAGAUUCUGUUCGCAUUAAGACCAAAUUUUCUGAUUUAGAGGAAGACUUUUCUCCUUCAGAAUAUCUCAGGUAUGAAGUUGUGGUUGAUGUGGCUCCGGAAGUCAAAUGGAUCUCUGAGGAUGCAUACAAACACCUAAAAGUUGUCGUUGAAAUAGAUCAGGAAGUAAUUGCAGAAAAAGCUUCUGAAACCGAGCUAAGCCGUCGUUAUAAGGCUAUAGGCCCAAUGAGGAUUGUAAAUGAUAGAGGCUUACAGCUUGGAGAUGUUAUUGUCCUUGAUAUAUAUGCUAACAUGGUAAAGGAAGAUGAAUCCACUGGUGAAAGCAUCCCAUCAGCUGAGAGCAAGGGGUUUCACUUGGAUACGGAAGGAGCCGAUAACCUUCUUCCUGGAUUCCUUGACUCAAUAAUGGGGAUUGGAAUAGGUGAAACGAAGCCCUUUAGGCUUGUAUUUCCAGAAUCAUGGAAACAAGAGAACCUUCGGGGUAUUUGUGUUCAAUUUACAGUUGAAUGCAAGGAGCUAUUUUAUAGAGAUUUACCAGUUUUGGAUGACUCCCUUGCUAGCAAACUUAUUUCAGGAUGUAGCACCUUGAGUGAGGUCAGGCAGUCAAUACUGCAAACAUGUAAGGAAGUGGAACAAACUGCAAUUGAACGAGCAACAGACAAUGCACUUCUGGAUGCUCUUACUAAGAUUGUAGCAGUUGAGAUCCCUCAGUCCAUAUUUGAGGAGCAAGGCCGACAACUUUAUGGAGCCAGGCUUCUACAACUGCAGGCAAACAUGAAACUAAGUGAACAGCAGCUGGCAUCACUUUCAAGUGAAAAAGCCGUAAAUGAGUAUUUGGACAGCCAGAAAGAGAACAUAACAAAUCUAGUAAAACAGAUGCUUGCUGUUGGUGAGAUAUAUAAACGUGAAAAUUUGCAGUAUUCAUUAGAGGAGCUGGAGAAAGAAGUACAAAAUUCAGUUGCAGAAUUCAAAAGCCAUGAUCAGGAAUAUGAUGAGAAACGUGUAAGGGAACAGGUCCAAGAUAUUCUUGAGGGAGCGAAAGUGUUGGAGUGGUUAAGAGAACAUGCAGAUAUCCAAUAUGUAACCAGGUAAGAUAGUGUAAAGCCAUUUUCUUGUGUGAUUUUUUUUUCAUUUUGAGGCACAAGUCAGAAAAUGUAGAGACCUUUAAAUAAGUUACGAAUAAAAGGGAAGUUAUCUUUGUGGUUGGACUUGUUAUCUCUGUUUUCAUGUUACCUGCUUUACGUGGAGGUUAAGCUUAUUGAGAUCAUUUUAAUUUUUUCU